CGGCCCAUCGCACUGAACUCGCACAUCCGUGUCAGCCAGCCAUGGGGAAGAUCACCUUCUACGAGGACCGGGGCUUCCAGGGCCGCUGCUACGAGUGCAGCAGCGACUGCCCCAACCUGCAGCCCUACUUCAGCCGCUGCAACUCCAUCCGCGUGGACAGUGGCUGCUGGAUGCUGUAUGAGCGCCCCAACUACCAAGGCCACCAGUACUUCCUGCGGCGCGGGGACUACCCCGACUACCAGCAGUGGCUGGGCUUCAGCGACUCCAUCCGCUCCUGCUGUCUCAUCCCCCAGCAGACAAGCUCCCACAGGCUGCGGCUGUAUGAGAGAGAGGACCACAAAGGCCUCAUGAUGGAGCUGAGUGAGGACUGCUCCUGCAUCCAGGAUCGCUUCCACCUGAGUGAGAUCCGCUCCCUCCACGUGCUGGAGGGCUGCUGGGUCCUCUACGAGCUGCCCAACUACCUGGGGCGGCAGUACCUGCUGAGACCCCAAGAGUACAGACACUACCGCGACUGGGGGGCCAUGGAUGCUAAGGCAGGCUCUUUGCGGAGGGUGGUGGAUUUAUACUGA
Messenger RNA from Ailuropoda melanoleuca (giant panda), 569 nucleotides. RefSeq names its product gamma-crystallin C. NCBI's taxonomy places the organism in Eukaryota, Metazoa, Chordata, Mammalia, Carnivora, Ursidae. Gene Ontology annotation, molecular function: structural constituent of eye lens. The record is from RefSeq and is a predicted model, not a curated record. Gene Ontology annotation, biological process: lens development in camera-type eye; visual perception. Bases 42 to 569 code for a protein of 175 amino acids. The transcript has 3 exons.